This is a messenger RNA of Psilocybe cubensis, 978 nucleotides long. RefSeq lists its product as uncharacterized. The coding region runs from base 1 to 978 and encodes 325 amino acids. Gene Ontology annotation, molecular function: cysteine-type deubiquitinase activity. The record is from RefSeq and is a predicted model, not a curated record. The transcript has 5 exons. Gene Ontology annotation, cellular component: cytoplasm. NCBI's taxonomy places the organism in Eukaryota, Fungi, Basidiomycota, Agaricomycetes, Agaricales, Agrocybaceae. Gene Ontology annotation, biological process: protein deubiquitination; ubiquitin-dependent protein catabolic process.
AUGUCUGCAGACGACGAAACAAGUGGUUGGCAAUUGACUGAAUCGGAUCCCGGCGUAUUCACAGAAUUGCUCAAGUCUCUCGGUCUGCCCCUGAUUGUAGACGAUCUCUAUUCUCUCGAUUCAGAUUCUUUAGCUGCCCUCCAACCAUUGCAUGCCUUGAUAUUUUUGUUCAAAUGGAUACCGACUUCCUCUGAUUCCGCUGCACCCCCACGCGCCGGUACCGAUGAUCCAGAUUUUGCUGGGUUCUUUGCUCAUCAAGUCGUCAAUAAUGCAUGUGCAACUCUGGCCGUUCUGAAUGCUCUUGGCAAUAUUCCAUCACUGCAAAGUGGCCCUCAACUUGCAGAAUUGCUGCAGUUCACAGCCGGCAUGGAUCCGCAGACGCGCGGUCUCGUAAUCACUAGCGCAGACUGGCUUCGAGAAAUGCAUAACGCGCUUUCUCCACCAAGUGCCUUCUCUCUCGACGGUCUGGGUUUACCCAGGAAAUCGGAGGAUGCCUACCAUUUCGUGGUAUAUCUACCUGUUAUGGGUGCAUUAUAUGAACUCGAUGGUUUGAAACCUCACGCCAUUAGACAUGGGGGGUUCAAUGAAUCGGGAGAAGGAUGGCUAAAAACCGCGAGAGACGUGAUCGAAGCACGUAUAAAUACUUACCCCGUUGGUGCGCUCGAGUUUAGUCUGUUGGCGUUGCGCGAUGAUCCUUUGCCAUCGCUCCAAUCUCAGCUGAUACAUUACCAAUCUGCCGGAGACCAACAGCUUGUAAACGAAAUUCUGGCCAAAAUUUCCAAUGAAAAUGGCAAACGUGAGAGGUGGGCUUUUGAAAAUAGCUUACGUCGACAUAAUCACGUCGGCCUUGUCCAAGCGCUUCUCCUAGCACUCGCAAAAGCAGGUCAACUAACAGCUGCCGAAGAAGCUGCCAAAAAAGCGAUGAAGGAGCGGAUAGAACAGCGGAAAGCACGAGGCGAAGAUAUGGACGAAGACUGA